AGGAUGUGGUACGAGAUCCUGCCCGCCUUGACUGUCAUGUAUGUGUGUUUGACAAUCCCUGGGCUCUCCACCACCUGGAUCCAGAGAUACACGAAUGGGGGAAAGGAGAAGAGGUUUGCUCGGAACACCUAUCAGUGGCACCUGAUGGAAAGGGACAGGCGUGUUUCCCAAACCAAUUGCUACUAUGAAUCAAAGGGCUUGGAGAACAUUGACUAAACCCACGGCAUGAUAAACCCUACCAGAACCAGCCUAAUAUCAAUAAACACGUAUUUGACAAAGUGUACCUCAUAUUGAGUAUAAACU
Euleptes europaea (tarantolino) is the source of this 303-nucleotide messenger RNA. It is a transcript of the gene NDUFA1, whose product is annotated as NADH:ubiquinone oxidoreductase subunit A1. The coding region runs from base 4 to 216 and encodes 70 amino acids. The record is from RefSeq and is a predicted model, not a curated record. Lineage: Eukaryota; Metazoa; Chordata; Lepidosauria; Squamata; Sphaerodactylidae. The transcript is spliced from 3 exons.